Messenger RNA from Xylaria bambusicola, 1545 nucleotides. RefSeq names its product glycoside hydrolase family 7 protein. Lineage: Eukaryota; Fungi; Ascomycota; Sordariomycetes; Xylariales; Xylariaceae. The transcript is spliced from 2 exons. Gene Ontology annotation, molecular function: hydrolase activity, hydrolyzing O-glycosyl compounds. The record is from RefSeq and is a predicted model, not a curated record. Gene Ontology annotation, biological process: carbohydrate metabolic process. The coding region runs from base 207 to 1463 and encodes 418 amino acids.
GCUAUAGCUUGGCUUGCGGAACAAGACGAAAUUGGGAAAGUGGAGAACUAGAGGCACACAAGAGAAACAGUCCAAAAGCACGGAAUGGACAUCAUGAAGAGCUCUAUAUAAGUCAGGCGUGAGGGAGGUCACUGGGCCACACUCCUUCACUGCAUCACAGAUCACCUUGCUGCAUCUUACACGAGGGUAAACAGCAACUAUCCAAAAUGGCCGGUCUAAACUUAUUACUUGGUUUGGCCAUCUUGGGUCUUUCCACGGCCCAGAAGCCUGUUGGCGAGGUCGAUAAUCACCCCAAGGUCACAACAUACAGAUGCACCGUUGCGGAUGGGUGCAAAGAGGCGACUAACUACCUCGUUUUAGACUCGUCUUCGCAUUGGGUUCACCAAGCCAGCAGCAAUGCAGGCUGCGGUAACUGGGGAAGCGGUCCCGAUCCCACAGCUUGCCCGACCGAGGAAGACUGCGCGAAGAACUGUGUUAUGGAGAGAACCCAAGAUUACAGUGCCAUCGGUGUGACGACCGAGGGUGACAAGUUGCACAUGGAACAGAUUAUCAACGGCAACGUUGUGUCUCCUCGGAUAUACUUGUUGAACGAAGCGCGAGACAAGUAUGAGAUGUUGAAGCUUACUGGCCAAGAAUUCUCCUUCGACAUCGACUCGACUCAUCUGCCAUGUGGCAUGAACAGUGCCCUUUACAUGGGUGAGAUGCUUGAAGAUGGAGGCAAGAGUGAUCUGAACCCCGGCGGUGCAGCAUGGGGAACCGGCUACUGCGACGCCCAGUGCUACGUUACCCCUUUCAUUAAUGGUGUUGGAAAUGUCGGUCAAAAGGGUGCUUGCUGCAACGAGAUGGACAUCUGGGAGGCCAACGCUCGAUCAACUCAGAUUGCCCCUCACCCCUGCAACCAGACUGGUCCAUACCUCUGCACCGGCGCCGAGUGCGCUGCGGGAGGCGUGUGCGACAAGAACGGCUGUGGUUGGAACACGUACCGACUGGACCAGAAGGAUUACUACGGAGAGGGCCCCGACUUCGACGUGGACACGACGAAGCCGUUCACUGUAGUGACGCAGUUCCCCGCUGACGCCGACGGAACUUUGACUGGCAUCCGUCGGCUAUACUUGCAGGAUGGCAAGGUCAUCAAGGCCAAGGUGAUUGAGAAGCAAGGCGUUCCGGCGGUCGAUCUCGAGACCGACGAUUACUGCAAGGCAACCGGUGCCACCGAUUUCAUGAGACUCGGCGCCAUGCCCGGCUUUGGCGAGUCGUUGACUAGAGGAAUGGUGCUCACAUUCAGUCUGUGGUGGGACGAGGGCGGUUUCAUGCAGUGGCUCGAUGGUAGCGCCCAAGGUGCCGGCCCCUGUAACGCGACCGAGGGUGAUCCCAAGAACAUCAGAAUCAUUGAGCCGGCGCCUCAGGUCACUUUCAGCAACAUGAAGUGGGGAGAGAUUGGAUCAACAUUCUCCGAGGCGUAGGUAGACUCGGAUCAGAGCGGAACUGCCGCCUGAGACGCACCCGGCGAACACUGGAUGAGGAAAGCGUCUGUAUCAAUAGACU